AUCAAAUCAUUGUAAACCAAUUGAAAAAAGAGACUCCGAUACAGCCAAUUUUUUAAAAGGAAUAAUGAGAAAAAGGUACACUCUUACAGAUGACGAUAUUAGAGAAUAUCAACUUGCUUUUUCGCAUCAUGACAAAAACAAGGAUGGAAACAUUGACUCCAAGGAACUAUUGCCAUUAAUGAGAAGCUUGGGUGAGAAUCCAACCGAAGACGAAUUGAUGCAUUUGUUGUUGGAGAUGGACGCAAAUAAAAAUGGAACAAUCGAGUUCAACGAGUUUAUAGAGCAAAUGGAAAUCAGAAAAAACCGUGAUGACGCAGCUGAUUUAAAAGAGGCAUUCGGUGCUUUUGAUAUGGAUGGUGACGGAAAAGUCAGUACGAAGGAACUUCGCGAUGCAUUUAUGGAAUAUGGGUACAACAGCAUUUUAGAAGAAAUUGACGAGUUAAUGGAAAUAUUUGACACAAACAAUGACGGAUUCAUCGAUUAUGAAGAGUUUGUCAAAAUAAUUAUUGAAGAGACGAAUAAAGAGUAACCACCAAUAAUGGGAAUGAAAUUAGUAUCAACUGCUUUGUGAAAAUUGAAGCGAAAGAUCACUGACGAAACUAUUUCUGACGAAAAUAUUUUCUAAAAAGUUGACAGCAAGUAAAAAACAAAUACUUUUAAACUAUUUUUAAGAAAUUCCAAAAUCCUAUAUUUAUAGAGAAAGAAAGAUAAAAGAAAAAGGUGACUUAACAGCAACCAAUUAGAUACAUCUUUUGUCAUUUUAAUAACACCCAAUUACAAAAACAUCUAUUGUUGUUUUAACAGCGACCAAUAAAUCUAUCUUCAUUUUAGCAAAAGAAUAAAGAUAUACUCAGGUUCAAAGACAUCAAUAUUUUUUUGAUGAAAAAUCAACGAAAAGAAAAAACCAACGAAAAACAAAAGUGUUAUAAUCGAAAAGUAAUAUAUAACAUCAGUAAAACAGUAAAAAAAACAGACAAAUAAUUUUUUAUAGAUUUGUUAUAUGGUUCAGAACACUUUGCGUAACGGGUACAGAAGAGAAUAUAGUCGUUUUAAAUUGAAAGAAAAUUAAUAUAUUAUUA
This is a messenger RNA of Hydra vulgaris (swiftwater hydra), 1079 nucleotides long. RefSeq lists its product as uncharacterized. Lineage: Eukaryota; Metazoa; Cnidaria; Hydrozoa; Anthoathecata; Hydridae. The record is from RefSeq and is a predicted model, not a curated record. Gene Ontology annotation, molecular function: calcium ion binding. Gene Ontology annotation, cellular component: myosin II complex.